AAUAAUUAUCUCUAAAAUUAAACAACCUUCACACACAAAGUACGCACCACCACAGGAUUGAAAGAGAACGAGAGAGCAAGCCAUUGCAGGAAAUGGCGAUUCCAGUGACGAGAAUGAUGGUUCCUCACGCAAUACCAUCGCUUCGUCUCUCACAUCCAAACCCUAGUCGCGUUGACUUCCUCUGUCGCUGUGCUCCAUCAGAAAUCCAACCACUUCGGCCUGAACUCUCUUUAUCUGUCGGAAUUCACGCAAUCCCUCAUCCAGAUAAGGUAGAGAAAGGUGGUGAAGAUGCUUUCUUUGUAAGUAGUUAUAGAGGUGGAGUCAUGGCUGUUGCAGAUGGUGUCUCCGGUUGGGCUGAACAAGAUGUUGAUCCUUCCUUGUUCUCUAAAGAACUUAUGGCUAACGCUUCUCGUUUAGUUGAUGACCAAGAGGUCAGAUAUGAUCCUGGUUUUCUCAUUGACAAAGCUCAUACCGCAACUACUUCUAGAGGUUCUGCCACAAUUAUUCUAGCUAUGCUUGAGGAAGUGGGUAUUCUCAAAAUAGGCAAUGUUGGUGACUGUGGACUUAAGCUUCUUCGGGAAGGUCAGAUUAUUUUUGCCACUGCUCCACAAGAGCACUAUUUUGACUGUCCUUACCAACUAAGCUCUGAGGGGUCUGCUCAAACUUAUCUAGAUGCAUCGGUAAAUAAAUCCUUACCACUCUUCAUGAUUUGUGCUAGUAUUGUACCUUUGUAUCAUUUUUUUUGCAUUUCAAGCAGUUUAGCAUAGUGGAAGUACAGAAGGGAGACGUGAUCGUGAUGGGUUCAGACGGACUUUUCGAUAAUGUGUUUGAUCAUGAGAUCGUUUCUAUAGUGACCAAGCAUACAGAUGUUGCAGAGUCAUGUAUGUAUAUGUAUAUACCAUCUCUCUUGAUUUUUAGUAAGUUACAUGUUUUUUGGUAUAACCAUUACAGCAAGGUUAUUAGCUGAAGUGGCGAGUAGCCAUUCAAGAGAUACAGAGUUUGAGUCUCCAUAUGCAUUAGAAGCAAGAGCCAAGGGGUUUGAUGUUCCUCUCUGGAAGAAGGUACUAGGAAAGAAGCUUACAGGAGGGAAGCUUGAUGAUGUCACUGUGAUCGUUGCCAAAGUUGUUAGCUCAUGAAUCACUCUGUUCAUGAUAAGAUCUUCUCUUUAUUCUUUUUGUACAAGUCCUUGUAAGAAACUUGUUCUUCACAGAAAUUGAUAAAUGGUAUUUCAAAGUUCAAACAAUAAGAAUCGAAUCUUUAUCA
Molecule: messenger RNA, 1263 nt
Organism: Arabidopsis thaliana (thale cress)
Lineage: Eukaryota; Viridiplantae; Streptophyta; Magnoliopsida; Brassicales; Brassicaceae
Gene: PBCP
Product: Protein phosphatase 2C family protein
Exons: 8
Coding region: 93-767 (224 amino acids)
Molecular function (GO): protein serine/threonine phosphatase activity
Source: RefSeq, marked reviewed